Messenger RNA from Hippopotamus amphibius kiboko, 2356 nucleotides. RefSeq names its product keratin 3 (gene KRT3). Gene Ontology annotation, molecular function: structural constituent of skin epidermis. Lineage: Eukaryota; Metazoa; Chordata; Mammalia; Artiodactyla; Hippopotamidae. Bases 102 to 1982 code for a protein of 626 amino acids. The record is from RefSeq and is a predicted model, not a curated record. Gene Ontology annotation, biological process: keratinization; intermediate filament organization. The transcript is spliced from 9 exons. Gene Ontology annotation, cellular component: keratin filament.
UAUUCCACAUAGGUCUCCAGUUCGCCUCUCUCUUCCUCUGGCUCUCAGUGGCCCUGCUUAACGCUUGCACUUGCACCUUCCCUUCACUGAGUUUUCUCACCAUGAACAGACAAGUCUGCAAGACAUCUGGAGGCGGGAGCCAGGGCUUCUCUGGCCGCUCCGCCGUGGUCCCCGGCAGCAGCAGGAUGAGCUGUGUGGCCCGCUCAGGGGGAGCCGGCGGAGGGGCCUGCGGGUUCCGGAGCGGAGCAGGAGGCUUUGGCAGUCGCAGCCUCUACAACCUGGGUGGCAGCAAGAGCAUCUCCAUCAGCGUGGCUGGUGGCUCCCGGGCUGGUGGCUUUGGGGGAGGGCGCAGCAGCUGUGUCAGUGGCUUUGGGGGUGGCUAUGGAGGUGGCUUUGGUGGUGGCAGAGGACUAGGAGGUGGUUUUGGAGGGGCUGGUGGCUUUGGAGGGGCCGGUGGCUUUGGAGGGGCUGGUGGCUUUGGUGGAGCUGGUGGCUUUGGAGGAGCUGGUGGCUUUGGUGGAAUUGGUGGCUUUGGUGGCCCCGGUGGCUUUGGUGGUCCAGGUGGCUUUGGCCCGGGUGGCUUCCCUGGGGGAAUCCAGGAAGUGACUGUCAACCAGAGCCUCCUGCAGCCCCUCAAUGUGGAGAUCGACCCGCAGAUUGGGCAAGUAAAGGCCCAGGAGAGGGAGCAGAUCAAGACCCUCAACAACAAGUUCGCCUCCUUCAUUGACAAGGUGCGGUUCCUGGAGCAACAGAACAAGGUCCUGGAGACCAAGUGGAGCCUGCUCCAGCAGCAGGGCACGCGUUCCGUCACAGGCACCAACAACCUUGAGCCCCUUUUUGAGAACUACAUCAACUCCCUGCGGAGCUACCUGGACAACAUCCUGGGGGAGAGAGGCCGCCUGGACUCAGAGCUGAGGAACACGCAGGACCUGGUGGAGGACUUCAAGAAGAAGUAUGAGGAUGAGAUCAAUAAACGUACCGCUGCUGAGAAUGAAUUUGUGACCCUGAAGAAGGACGUGGAUGCUGCCUACAUGAACAAGGUGGAGCUUCAGGCUAAGGUGGACUCCUUAAUGGAUGAGAUCAGUUUCUUGACGACCCUCUAUGAUAUGGAGCUGUCCCAGGUGCAGAGCCACGUCAGCGAUACGUCCGUGGUUCUCUCCAUGGACAACAACCGCUCCCUGGACCUGGACAGCAUCAUUGCUGAGGUCAAGGCCCAGUAUGAGGAGAUUGCCCAGAGGAGCAAGGCUGAGGCUGAGGCCCUGUACCAGACCAAGUUGGGUGAGCUGCAGACCACGGCCGGCAGGCAUGGGGACGACCUGAAGAGCACCAAGAGUGAGAUCUCGGAGCUCACCCGCUUGAUCCAGAGGCUGCGGGCCGAGAUCGAGAACGUCAAGAAGCAGAACGCUAAACUGCAGACGGCCAUUGCUGAGGCUGAGCAGCGUGGGGAGCUGGCCCUCAAGGACGCCAAUGCCAAGCUCCAAGAGCUUCAGGCCGCCCUACAGCAGGCCAAGGAUGACCUGGCCCGGCUGCUGCGUGACUACCAGGAGCUGAUGAACGUCAAGCUGGCCCUGGACGUGGAGAUCGCCACCUACCGCAAGCUGCUGGAGGGCGAGGAGUGCAGGAUGUCUGGGGAGUGCCAGAGUGCUGUCAGCAUCUCCGUGGUCAGCAGCAGCAGCACGACCUCAGCCUCAGCGGGUGGUUUCGGAGGCGGAUACGGCGGUGGCCUUGGCCUUGGCGCCGGCGGCGGCGCGGGUGGCGGCGCAGGCAGUGGCUUUGGCCGCGCGGGCGGCAGCGGAUUCGGCGGCGGCAGCGGAUUCGGCGGCGGCAGCGGCUUCGGAGGCGGCAGCGGAUUCAGUGGCGGCAGUGGCUUCGGCUCUGGCUCCGGGGGUCGCGGCGGGGUCAGUGGCGGAGGCUUCAGCUCCGGCAGCAACCGUGGCAGCAGCGUCAAGUUCUCCCAGUCCACCCAGCGCAGUUCCAGAUAAAGAUCGCGCAGGGGCACCGCAGCCACCCCAGCGUCUCCUGUCCGCAUCCUCUCCUUCACUCCGACGUCAGCAGCCCCCUCAGCGCUCUUCCCCACCUCUGCCCCAGCCCCGGCCGGCGGCUGCUUUUUGGGGCUAGAAAACCAAGAUCUCUUGUCCCUUCAUCCAGAUCCCGCACCAAGCACAGCUGUGAGCAUUUCAGGCUCUCUCUCUCUGGCUCCAGCCUGUGGCUGUGAUUAUCCAGCUGUGGGCCUCAGCCACCACCUUCUGCUGCCCUUGGGGUCCCUUCCCUGGGUGGAAUGGUCACCACAGUUCUGAUGUACAUAACACACAGGCCCCUCUGCCCAUCCAUUCUGUCACCAAUAAAGUGCAUUGUG